AUGGCACCCGUACGUCGCUAUUUGCGAAUCACAAAAUAUUCGGUUCUAGAAUGUCGCAUAUAUCUAGAUAACCCCUCACUCGCGCAGUCCUGGCUUCUAAACCCUCGCGAUCCCGUUCUGCCUCGCAUCAUUGAGAGCAUUCGACCACUUGUGCUCCCAAAGCUGCGUGAAGAAAAGGAGCGAAGCAAGAAAAAGAGUUCCAAAAAGAAGGGCAUCAAAGAUGUCAUCGUGCAAGAUGACUUCGAAGUGUCCAUGUUCCUGACCGAAACAUCAACUCGUCACUCUCUUCUCACCAAGAAGAAGCAUUUCCACGAAAAAGGCCCACAGAUGAUGCAGUCUAACUCUACGAAGCUUAUCGGCGAAACUAACGAGGUUGCUGUUGAUGUGGAUGACGAUGGCGAGAUACCGAUCCUGCGAGAGGAAAAUAGCGAUGACGAUGCCGUGCAACUAUCUGCCAUCCCGCUCGCUAGUGCGCAAUCUCGACCCAAGAGACAUAGGAGCAAUGGAAAUUCAAACACAAAUCAGCAAGACACCGAUGAUGAAGAGGAGGACGCAGCAGAAGGUGCCAUUGAAAUCGAUUCCGACGCGGAUGAGCCGGUUUCGAAGCGAGCUCGACUUCCGGGAGCUUUGGGGGAUGAUUAUUUCGACGAUCCAGAAGACAAGAAGAAGCUAGCCAUGGACGUAUCAUACGAAGGAUUCGCCAUAUACGGUCGCGUGCUCUGCCUCGUCGUUAGAAAAAAGCAGAACAAAACACAGCGGCCACGAGCACAUGGCACCACUAAACCUGAAGGGCAGGCCAACAUGGAGAAUUGGAUCACGUCGACACAAGUCCCGGUCGGCGAAGAUAUCCCUUGA
Pochonia chlamydosporia 170 is the source of this 855-nucleotide messenger RNA. RefSeq lists its product as hypothetical. The record is from RefSeq and is a predicted model, not a curated record. Bases 1 to 855 code for a protein of 284 amino acids. NCBI's taxonomy places the organism in Eukaryota, Fungi, Ascomycota, Sordariomycetes, Hypocreales, Clavicipitaceae. The transcript is spliced from 2 exons.